Messenger RNA from Carica papaya (papaya), 732 nucleotides. NCBI's taxonomy places the organism in Eukaryota, Viridiplantae, Streptophyta, Magnoliopsida, Brassicales, Caricaceae. The record is from RefSeq and is a predicted model, not a curated record.
GUCGAAUUCAAUCAACCAGCCAACGUCUUCCAAAUAAUCAUCCUUCGAGGUGAAAAGUCGCAGAACGCACCAGAAGCCGACGGCUGAACCUCAAAGCGCCGGCGACUCCCCAAAACGAUGGCUUUACAAGCUGGAGUCUCCACCUCAAAAGUUCUCAUCCUCGUUGGAGCAGGUUUGACUGGCUCAAUUGUAUUGAGGAGCGGGCGAUUGUCUGAGCUCAUUUCCCAGCUUCAAGAAUUACUUGGGGGCGUGGAUGAAGUUGGAGUCUCAUCCCAUAAAUAUGAUACUGCGCUAAUUGCAGCUCAGGUUCGACAACUGGCACAAGAGAUCAAAGAAUUAACAUUGUCCAAUCCAGUAACCAUCUUUAAUGGGAAUUCUGCCUCUAGUGGGAGCUUUUCUUCUUAUCUAGUGCCAGCUGCCGCUCUUGGAGCUAUGGGAUAUUGUUACAUGUGGUGGAAGGGUUGGUCAUUUUCUGAUGUAAUGUUUGUAACAAAGAGUAAUAUGGCUAAUGCUGUUGCAACCGUGUCAAAACAAUUAGAGCACGUAUCAGAAACAUUGGCAUCAACAAAGAGACAUCUCUCAAAGAGAUUGGAAACUCUGGACUGGAAGGUGGAGGAGCAGCAUGAAACAUCUAAGUUGAUUGCUAAUAAUGUAAAGAAAAUCAUUUCCUCUUACGUUAAAUACCUACUUUAACUAAUGGAUAAGUUCUCUGUUUUACUCAAGUGAAUGAUC